Molecule: messenger RNA, 1909 nt
Organism: Doryrhamphus excisus (bluestripe pipefish)
Lineage: Eukaryota; Metazoa; Chordata; Actinopteri; Syngnathiformes; Syngnathidae
Gene: camlg
Product: calcium modulating ligand
Biological process (GO): tail-anchored membrane protein insertion into ER membrane
Cellular component (GO): GET complex
Source: RefSeq, a predicted model, not a curated record
GGAAGACAACAGUAGUUGUUUUAGUUCCAUUGUUUUUGGCAAAGGGCAUCCUUUCGUGGAAAACACCCAGCUUUAGCUCACUGUGGACGGACGUAGACCGUAGUUUGACGUCUACGUGUUGUUAAAUAACGGAAAUAAAAUCAAAGAGGGCUGGAUGAUUCAUAUUCAAAGGGUAUUUCAUUUUUUCACUUUUCAAAAGACUCUUAUGGGUCGGGCGUCUCGGUACGCAUGUGCAACCGGGCGGGAAAUCUGCGCAUGCGCAGCUAGAUCAGUUGCACUUUCCUACGCCAUCACAUCGCGACGCCAGCUGGUAUCUUUGACGGCAUUUGAAGGCAGAUCCCUGGGUCGUUCAUUCCAUCGAUCGGGUGAAUUUGAAGGAUGGAGGCUGCCGGCGAGGAGAAGACAAGAUCGUUGUCUGAGGCCCAGAGGCGAGCAGAAACACGCAGGAGGAAACUGCUGAUGAAUUCGGAGGACAGGAUGAACAGAAUCGUAGGAUUUGCCAAGAACGAGUCUGAAAACUACGGGUCACCCAGGCGUCCAGCAGAUGCCCGCUUCCACCUGGACCUGGACAGGACAGAGACGUGCGCCCCCCCCCAGAGACCGUCUCCCUUCAAAUCGGAGCCCGGCAGCGUCUCCCGCGGCGCCACCCCGGAGAGGAGGGACUCCCCGCUGCCAGAUGCGGGUGACAAGUCCCACGGUGCCAGCCCGCUGGAGGACAUGAUCCAAGGGGUCCGCCAGAGACCCAGGAGGGAUGUGGCGUCAGACGACCCGAGCGGCUCGCCCCGCCGGGGCCUCCACAAGUACUUGUCUCGUUUUGACGACGCCAUGAAACUGAGGGGUCAGCUGGCCGACGAGAAGCCGGUCCAGGACGGCGGGUCCGACGGCGAGGAGUUCGACCCCUUCAGGGUCUUCAGGCUGGUCUGCAGCGUCCUGCUGGCUCUUUUUGUCCGGGCGUUGGUCUGCAAGUAUCUGUCAAUAUUUGCUCCCUUCCUCACCCUGGAGCUGGCUUUCAUGGGCCUGGCCAAGUACUUCCCGCAGGUGGAGAAGAAGGCCCAGACCACCGUGCUGACGGCCGCCCUGCUGCUGUCGGGCAUCCCGGGCGAGGUCAUCAACCGCUCCAUGGACACGUAUAGAAGGAUGGGCGACGUCUUCGCCGACCUCUGCGUCUACUUCUUCACCUUCGUCCUCUCCCACGAAGUCCUGCUGCUCCUGGGCUCGGAGACCGACCACCAGCCGGGACUGUGACUCCGUCCCACCUCCCUCCCGUCUCAGCAGCACGGGACCAAAGGCUGCGAAGAAAAGACCAAGCAGCAGAGGGCGGGACUUGAACCAUUUGGAUGUCUGUACUCCAGAUGAUGUUCUCAACAAAGGCUCCACUUCCUCUUUGCCUUCACCUCCUGCUGCUGGAGACGGGACAAGCAUUUAGUCCUUGGCGGUGUACCCCUGUGACGUGUUCUACAUAUCCGCCUCGUUCAGUCACGUGACCAGCGUCGUUCCUGCUGUAAAUCAGGUGUGGCCUCCAUCCCGGGUCCAUUUUCCUCUUUCUCUGACACAUCCUGAGCGCCUCUCACGCUUUCUGCUUCUUUUCGCCUUCUUGCUGGACCUCAAGCUUCUUCCUCUCGAGCCGCCACUCCAGUCUCAGCGCUGCAGCCAGCAGGAGUGGCACUCAUGCCCCCCCGACUGCUUUUCUACUGGCCUGCACGACACUCCAAGCCGUUUAGCUAGGAAACUCCAAGUCAAUGGAAGCAUCAAGGAUCCAGUCAUGGGAAUCACUUGGACUGACCUUUAACAAGAAAAAAAGACAUAAUGUUACAAGACAUCACCUUCAUUCCCCUCCGCUUAUCCGGGUCCAGGUCUACAAAUAAACUUGCCUUGGUUGAUUAUUGUUUUGUACAUUUAAUACCAUAAU